Molecule: messenger RNA, 1422 nt
Organism: Phytophthora nicotianae INRA-310
Lineage: Eukaryota; Oomycota; Peronosporomycetes; Peronosporales; Peronosporaceae
Exons: 4
Coding region: 288-1316 (342 amino acids)
Biological process (GO): maturation of SSU-rRNA from tricistronic rRNA transcript (SSU-rRNA, 5.8S rRNA, LSU-rRNA)
Cellular component (GO): small-subunit processome; nucleolus
Source: RefSeq, a predicted model, not a curated record
GCCUCAGAUCUGAUUCCAUUUAUUUCUUCUGUGAAUACGGCAAUAUGAUUGGUCCAAAUGCAAGUGCGAGUCAUUGGUCCAGGCACUCCAAUUGCAGCGACCUGCAUGGCGACUGCAGGAGGUGCGUGCUGCGCUGUGUGCAUGCCUGUCACCCGAUGCAAAAGGGUUGAUAACCAUUGUCUGUACACUGGGAUGUCGUCUCUAAAAAUUGUGUUUGGCGCGUGCAUUUUGGUGAUGUUAUGAAGCAGAAAAGCACCCAAUGGACCGACUGAAGGAAGACGUAGCCCAUGUGCACGGAAAAGUGGCCGACUUGGACGCUGCAGUCGAGUAAUGUCGGUUACUGGUGUCUUGUGCAGACGGAGCUGCCGACGGAUGCUGGCAUGACGUACCUGCAAGUGAAGAACCACGCGUUGCUGACGUACACCAAGAUGGAGCUCUUCUUCGCAUUGCUUAAGCUGGAGGAGCCGGAGAAAGUGAAGGACCACCCCGUGUUCAAGGAACUGGUUCGUUACCGCACGCUACUGGAGCGUAUUCGUCCGCUGGACCGCAAGAUGAAGUAUCAGGUGGACAAGAUGCUUAAGGUGGCGCUAUCCGGCGGCAAGGGGCUGGACGAGUCUCUGAGCUACGCCCCCAACCCGGACGAGCUUGCAGCCGAAGAUGGACAGGACGACGAGGACGAUGAAGAGGGCGGAUCUGGCACCAAAGAUGGCAUUUACCGUGCACCACGCUUGGCAGCGGUGCCGUAUGAGGAGGAGGAGCGCGCACAGGUUAAGCAGGCAAAGAAGGAUGAGCGCAACCGUAAGCGCCUACAGAAGAGCACAAUUCUGGCAGAACUGCGUGAGGAAUUCAGCGAGCGACCCACGGAGAUUCUGGCUAGCGGCACAAGUGUUGUGGACAAGGAGAUCGCUCGCGAGGAGGCGGAGAAGAAGGAGUUCGAGGAAUCGCGCUUUGUGCGUGUGGUUACAUCGCGCAAGGACAAGAUUCGUAAGCGUCAGCGCGAGAUGGAGGCUAAUCGCGCCGACAAUGUCGGAUCGAUCGACAACUUUGCCGCUGUUCAAGAUAUCUUGUCAUUGGACAAGACUAAACACCGCAUCCCCACGCCGCGCGAACCGAAGAAGGUUGGCGGCAAGACGGGCGGUAUCUUCUCGCAUGUUGAUGCACCGACUGAGAAAAAGCGCAAGGUAGCACGGAGUGUUGGUGGCGGUGGAGCUACUCGUGGGGCUGCAGCUGCAUCGUCGGACCCCAGAUCCGUCUCGGUCCCGAAGAAAUUGUCGGGCAAAAAGAAGAAAGUGGUGUUUUCCAACCUCUUCUCGUGAUCCCAUAGAUACCAAGGGCUUAAUUCUGCAGAGUCCAUGUCGAUUUCUUACAGUAUAUUUGCCUAACAUGCCUUUUACAGUUUGUUUGGAUGAUGUUCGUGUUCAG